AUGAGCGCUUGGGAACAAUGGGGCAAGAAGAAACCUACGAAUGGACUUCAAGGAGCACAAGAUGCAUUGCAUCAUCUACUUCAGGCUACUCCAUUAUCUACUGUAUCGACUAGAACUAUUGAAAAUCAAGGACAAUCGCUUACUUUUUCACUACAAACAAUGUGGAAUUCAACACGAGACUUGACUAAAACUAUGGUCACAACAUCGCAAAACUCUACAACAUCAGAUCCAAUUACAAGUAUGGAAAAUGGACAUUUACAUGAUAAAGUCGAUGAAGCAACAGUCGUGCAGUGGCCACUGUGGAGAAAGCACGCGAGUCCUCAAAAUGGCCUCAUGCCGACAAUGACUUGGAACACCAGAUUCAAAUACUUUGUUGGAAUGACGAUGCUUGGAUUGUUAUUUUUUGGCAUGGCUUCGCUUUUCUUGCCAUUGAUUAUGAUUCGUCCUUCAAAGUUUGCGCUUAGCUUUACAUUGGGAAGUAUUUCUUCCAUGAGUGCUUUUGCUAUGCUCAAGGGUCCAGCUGAAUAUCUAUCUGGACUAUUACAACCUAAUCGACUACUUUUAACUAGCGCAUACUUUGUAACACUUGGAUGCACUUUGUAUAGCUGUUUGAUCAUGGGGAAUUACAUUUUUGUUGUUUUGAGCUCGGUGCUGCAACUUAUGACUCUAGGGAUGUUCGCAUUGUCAGCGUUUCCUGGUAGUACCUCGGGUUUUAAAGCUUUUGGUAUGUUGUUUUGGAAAUCGGCUCGCAAUAUGAUUCAAGCGCUUGUUCGUUUACUUCGGUAA
Molecule: messenger RNA, 786 nt
Organism: Plasmopara halstedii
Lineage: Eukaryota; Oomycota; Peronosporomycetes; Peronosporales; Peronosporaceae
Product: protein transport protein sft2-like
Exons: 5
Coding region: 1-786 (261 amino acids)
Biological process (GO): vesicle-mediated transport
Cellular component (GO): membrane
Source: RefSeq, a predicted model, not a curated record